Messenger RNA from Pecten maximus, 7715 nucleotides. Its product is annotated as sodium leak channel non-selective protein-like. Gene Ontology annotation, biological process: transmembrane transport; monoatomic ion transport. The record is from RefSeq and is a predicted model, not a curated record. NCBI's taxonomy places the organism in Eukaryota, Metazoa, Mollusca, Bivalvia, Pectinida, Pectinidae. Gene Ontology annotation, molecular function: monoatomic cation channel activity. The transcript has 40 exons. Bases 257 to 5545 code for a protein of 1762 amino acids. Gene Ontology annotation, cellular component: membrane.
CUUCCGGUUUGUGGAAAAAAAUGAGAAAGGUGAAAAUUCUGGAGAUAUGUGGAGGAAAUGGGUGAUAUUCGCUGAUAAACAGACAGUUCUGAAGAUUGAAGAUUGACAAAGAUGCUGAAGAGGAGAAAAACUAACUUGAACCUAUAUUUAUGGAAAUGGCAAAAGAAACAUACACAAUGUUAAAUAUUGUAGAAUAUUUUCUGAUAUAUAAGAAGUAGCUUUGGGCAGACCCCAUCGGCACUUGACAACAAUUUCAAUGUUUUCUGGUAGUUGCCUCCCCUGCUUUACUCUCCAUCUCCAGCGUCCACUCCGACAAAGAAAGAUGCUGGUCAAUCGGAAGACGAGUUUCAAAGACAGUCAGUUGGCUGAUUAUGGGCCAGAUGAAAACCUUAAUGACAACAUUGAUAUUGACUGGGUAAACAAGCCGUGGGUACGACGGUUGUUACGAGGUUGUGCCCUCAUUAGUAUAAUGUCUGUCAGUAUGAACACUCCCAAGACGUUUGCUUACUACAAAGAGUUGGAAUACCUGACCUUCGCCUUUGACCUUAUUGUUACCUUUCUGUUUACUGCCGAGAUGAUAGCCAAGAUGCAUAUAAGAGGAGUUUUAAAGGGUGAGGCCCCGUACCUGAAGGACAGAUGGUGUCAGUUUGAUGGUUUUAUGGUGUUUUGUCUCUGGGUGUCUGUGAUACUACAGGUGUUUGAGAUGACAGGUGUUGUUGGACAAUUUUGGUCAAUUCUCCGAUGUCCGCGUCCUCUAAUCCUGAUCCGUGUUUUCAGAGUUUUUCUCAAGUUUCAAUUGCCAAAGGCCAGAAUAAAUUCAAUAUUCAAACGAUCUGGGCAGCAGAUUUACAAUGUGACGAUCUUCUUCCUCUUCUUCAUGUCACUGUAUGGAAUCCUGGGUGUACAGUUCUUUGGAGAGCUGAAAUAUCACUGUGUUCUCAACACUUCAGAUCCCAAUAAUGUGUCCAUCAUGGACCUUGCGAUUCCGGACACAUACUGCUCUCCGAAAGCUGAAUUUGGCUACCAAUGCCCAGAUGACAUGACCUGUAUGGAACUUCAGUUGGAACGUGGUGAGAGGGGCUUCAACGGAUUUGACGAGUUUGCGACAAGUUUCUUCACUGUGUAUGAAGCAGGCUCUCAGGAGGGAUGGGUGUUUCUGUUGUAUCGGACCACAGACAGUCUACAGUCAUGGCUAGCCUUUGUCUACUUCAUCACACUUAUAUUCCUGAUGGCAUGGCUGGUCAAGAACAUUUUUAUAGCUGUGAUAAUCGAGUCAUUUGCUGAGAUCCGUGUACAGUUCCAGCAGAUGUGGGGUCCUAGAAAGAGCGCACCAGACUCGGAUUCCUCUCAGGUGAUUCAGACGGAGGGGAACACAUGGAAAAUGGUGAUGAUUGAUGAGAACAAGGCACAGGGAAUGGCUCCCCCGGUCUUCCAGAGAAUCAUGUGUUCCAAUGUGUUCCACACAUUCUUCCUCUUACUAGUCCUUGCCAGUGCUAUCACAGAAGCCAGCCUCUCCUUUGAUCACAAGACUCGUUUACCUGAAAACAAACUAGAUGGAUUCUAUUAUGCAGAGGUAGUGUUUACAGCCAUGUUUGUGUUCGAGGCCAUGUUUAAGAUCUGGUGUCUGAGUCUACAGGGAUACCUGCGGCGAUCACUCCACAAGUUUGAGUUACUGCUGGCCAUUGGUACAAUGCUACACAUCAUCCCCAGCCUUUACCGGUCACAGUUUACAUACUUCCAGGUGUUACGAGUUGUCCGUCUAAUAAAAGCGUCACCCAUGCUUGAGGACUUCUGUUUUAAGAUUUUUGGACCUGGUAAGAAGCUUGGAAGUCUCAUUCUGUUCACCAUGUGUCUUCUCAUCAUUGCCUCAAGUAUCAGUCUCCAGCUGUUCUGUUCUAUCAAAGAUUUCCGGAACUUUGAGACGUUUGUUCAGUCCCUUAUGUCCAUGUUUCAAAUCCUGACCCAGGAGGGCUGGAUUGAUGUACUCGAUGGAGUGUUGGCACACACUAGCAGUGGCUUUUUACAGCUGUUAAUAGCUUCUUAUAUCUGUCUGUAUCAUCUCUUUGUAUCGUUGAUCGUCAUCAGCUCCUUUGUAGCUGUCAUUCUAGACAAUCUGGAGUUAGACGAGGACAUCAAAAAACUCAAACAGCGAAAGGCGAGAGAACAGAGCGCUGAAAUUCAGGAGACCAUGCCACUCAGACUGAGGAUAUUUGCCAAGUUUCCGAAUCAUCCACAGAUGGUUCACCUGACAAAGUUGACAGGAGAUUUCAGCAUCUCUGACAUCCGUGAGAGCUUCAUGCGACAAUUCAUGGGUCAGGAGUUAAACUUGACUGUGGACAUACAGGAACACCAUGAGGAGACAACUCCAUUUACAAAAUCAACGCCACUGAAGCUGGUGAAGCAUUCGGUACAGGGAACAAAGAGUGGAGGGGUAGUGGAGAAGAAAAAUGGCAUCUCCAUGAUUGUUAGGGAUUCAGCCCAACAGAAGAUGCAGGUGUGUGGAUCUACCCAGCUAGUGGCGUCAGGGCCAAAAUCCCUUCUGUCACAGCAGUACCAGCUCCGCAUGGACAGGAGACUUUAUCCUAAAACGAGUAUGCGAGGUUCCCGACCAGGCAGUUUGAGAACAAACACCAAAAGUUCUGGAACAGUCAAAGAAAAUGGUGACUUACACUACGGUGUUGCUCACAUUGUAAAUAGACGUAACGAUGAAUUUGACAUCAAAGUGUGGCAACAGAAAAAACAACAAGCAGAAAUCAAAAGGAAUCAACAGGAAGAGGACCUUCGAGAGAACCAUCCAUUUUUUGACACACCUCUGUUUACUGUUGGGAGAGAGACUAAGUUCAGAAAAAUCUGUCAGGUGAUAGUUAAUGCCAAGUACAACUACAUGUUGAGGGACCCUGUCACUGGCAAAGAAAUCAACAGCAAGUACAAACGUAUACAUAAGUUGCUGGGGCUCGUGACCUAUCUUGACUGGGUUAUGAUCAUGGUCACCAUAAUGUCCUGUAUCUCCAUGAUGUUUGAGACACCAUUCUUCCGACUGAUGGACCAUCUCAGCCUCAAGGUAACAGAGUAUUUCUUUGUGAUCUGUAUGAGUCUGGAGAUGGGCCUUAAGGUUCUGGCCAAUGGGUUCUUCUUCACACCAAAGGCUGUGAUUAAAGAUUUUGGUGGAAUUCUCGACCUUUUUAUUUACUCUGUGAGCGUAAUCUUUGUCUGCUGGAUGCCACAGGAAGUGCCUCCAAUCUCGUUAGCACAGGUGUUUAUGAUUCUACGCUGUCUCCGUCCACUCCGGAUCUUCGUACUCGUCCCACAUAUGAGAAUGGUGGUAUAUGAGCUUGUCAGAGGAUUCAAGGAAAUUUUGUUGGUAUCUGUUCUGCUGAUAGUCCUCAUGUUUUUGUUUGCUACCUUUGGCGUACACCUUUUGGGCGGUCGUUUGGCCAGGUGUAAUGACCCAGCUAUCCUAUCGAGGGAGAAUUGUACUGGAAUCUUCCUGAAUCAGGUGUAUGUAACCAAAAUGAAAGUUAAAGUCGUCAAGAACCAGCAGCCUGGUUUCUACGUCCCUAGGACAUGGACAAAUCCCUACAAUUUUAACUUUGACAACAUUGGGAAUGCCAUGUUGGCCUUGUUUGAGGUGCUGUCACUGGAGGGCUGGCUGGAAGUCAGGGAUGUCAUCAUAGAGCGUGUUGGCACGGUCCAUGCAAUUUACGUCCAUGUGUUCGUAUUUAUUGGCUACAUGAUUGGUCUGACACUGUUUGUUGGUGUGGUCAUAGCAAAUUACAGUGAGAAUAAGGGGACAGCUCUACUCACUGUGGAUCAGAGGAGAUGGCUGGAUCUCAAGGGCAGGAUUAAGUUAGCUCAGCCGCUCCACAUCCCCCCUAAACCAGAUGCGGCUGGUCUCCGAGCUAAGAUGUAUGACAUCACACAAGACACCAUGUUCAAGCGAGCCACUGUCCUUCUGGUUCUUCUCAACUGCAGUCUCCUUGCAGUACCGUGGAAGGAGUCCAACAUGCCAACAACACAUGUCUUGGCCACUGUAUCAGCUGUUUUCACUAUGAUGUUUUUCUGUGAGGUGGUGAUGAAAAUGAUUGCCCUGUCACCGCGAGGCUACUGGACAAGUCGCAGAAACAGAUUUGAUAUGUUUGUCACCUUUCUUGGACUUGUAUGGAUCAUUCUCAACUUUACAAUAGGGAAUGACCAGACCCAUUCUUUUGGUUUUAUUGUGAUAGUUCUGCGAUUCUUCACCAUUACCGGCAAACAUGCCACACUGAAGAUGUUGAUGCAGACUGUGGUGAUGUCUGUGUUUAAGAGUUUCUUCAUCAUUAUGGGAAUGUUUAUUCUUAUGAUGUUCUAUGCUUAUGCUGGCGUUAUCCUAUUUGGUACAGUCAAACAUGGCCAUGACCUUGGGAGACAUGCCACAUUUGGAACCUCCUCCAAUGCCAUAGCUCUGCUGUUCAGGAUUGUCACUGGGGAAGACUGGAAUAAAAUUAUGCAUGACUGUAUGGUGAGUCCACCAUUCUGUACCCUGGCAGACCCUGGUGAGAAUUACUGGCAGACAGACUGUGGUAACUUUACAGCCUCUCUCCUCUAUUUUUGUUCCUUCUACAUCAUUAUCACCUACAUCGUACUCAACCUGUUGGUUGCUAUCAUCAUGGAGAAUUUCUCUCUGUUCUACUCCAAUGAGGAGGAUGCCCUGCUCAGCUACAGUGACAUCCGGCACUUUCAGAACACCUGGAACCUUGUCGACAUCAGUAGGAAGGGUGUUAUAUCUGUAAGGAAGGUGAGGCUGUUACUACGGUUACUAAGGGGUCGUCUAGAGGUCGACCUGGAGAAAGACCGUCUCCUGUUUAAACACAUGUGUUAUGAACUUGAAAGACAACAUGGAGGUGCUGAGGUCACAUUUCACGAUGUUUUAAACAUGCUGGCAUACCGGUCAGUGGACAUCAGUAAGAGCCUGCAGCUGGAGGAACUGCUAGCUAGACAGGAGCUUGAGUGCACUAUCGAGGAGGAGGUGGCCAAACAAACCAUUAGGAACUGGCUAGACAAGUGUCUCAAGAGGAUAAGGGCGAAAGAACAUUCCAAUAUUCUGACCAACCUCCGGGCAACCAAUGAGCCAUUGUUUACAGUCACUGAACAGCCGUCCAGUGCUGCGGAGAGCAGCGAAGAAAGUAAAGACGAGGGUCCAACUUUACCCCGAACCAGAAAAAAAGGGACAGUUGAGCUCCAGCCUCCCAACAUCCUAGUGCAGCCUCCACCCCUCUCUCCCCAGGGCUCCUUUGUCAGGAAAUACCUGAACCCCACCUUAGGUGAUGGACUCUCCCGCAGUGACAAGGAAAGGCCUGGACUCAAGAAACGAAGCAUCAGAAUCUCUUCAGGAGCCAAGACCCUUGGGGUGAAUCUUGGUCAGGUAACGGAAUCUGCUCCAGAAGAUGUGUCUCCCACAAAGGAAAAAGUCCUGGAAACUGUCCUGAUAGGGGAAAAUGUUUCCAACAAUGUGCAAUCCUGGUGGAAGGAUCAGUUAGGGGGAUUUCCAGUGCUAGAUAUAGACUGAUUGGAAAAUAUAUUUCAGUAGUUGUCUUUUAUAAAUUGGGAUACCCUCUCUUCAAAUAGGAAUUCUUCUGAAUUCUAAGAAUGAGAUGAUGAUUAGUCAUAAUACUUAUAAUGAAGGAAUGGCCAUUCUGUCUUUUGAUGAAAAACUUUACUUCCAUCUUUCACACACAGAGAAAUCUUUAGGUAAGAGAUGGGUAAAGUAAUGGCUAUGAACAUUUCACUAAGAGUAAUACUGUAUGUGCAUACUACUGUAUAGCCGGUUAAUUUUUCAGGUUAAUUUUUUUGCCAUUUCUUUUUAAAUGAAAAAAAAUUCUGUGAAUUCUAAUUUUUCGAUCAGGCUAUUGUAGGAAAUCUCAUUUUCGCGAAUUAGCAGAUUUAUUCCAGAUGUUUUACAGUAUAAACAGGAGUAUGGUUCAACGAUUUACGCUUAUAACUGUAAGCAUUGUGUAUAUAACCGUGAUAUUUUGGUUAUAAUAUGUUAUAAAUCAUCUGUCAUAUGCAGCAUGCGAUAUGUUCUGAAAAAUUAUGAUUGUGAUUGUAAAUAACUUUAGGUAAUUGGAGGUGGUCUAGUCGACUAAUGACGUUAUAACAUAACAAGUCUUAUCUGUUGUUCAUUUGGUAGAUAAUGCUACGUCAAUGCUCCACUAAAUAGCAGAAAUAUCAUCCCCAUGAAAAGAAUCGGCUAUACGGUAUAUUGUUCACAUUCAGACCAAAAAAAAAGAGAGGUUUAUUAACAUCAUCGAUGGAGUAUGUAGUGGAUUUGAAUGAAACAUAAAAUUGAAUUUGUGUCACUGUUUAUGAAUUUGUAAUGUAACAGUUACAAAGACAUCAGACAUAAAAAUUUGAAUAAUUUCUAAGAAAGAAUUUCUUCUUAGAAAUUAGAUUCAAAAUAUGUCGUCUAUUUAUAAGAAUAAAUAUUAAUCUAUUAAUUUAUUAAGUUUAGGUCUCAUGGAAACCUAAAUGAGUGUGAUAACUAUUCCCUGCUUACUUGAGUAUACUGAAGGAUUUGACCAGUUGAAAUAAGUUUUUAUGUGAAAUUAGAAUUAAUGAUUAUUUAAUUCAACAUUUUAAAAAAGUUUUGUACAAAAUAAUUCCAGGGUAACAUACACAGUUGUUAUCUCCCUCGAAUAGAUUUAGUGCAAAUUUAUUUGUACAUACAUUAUUUUAUUUUGAAUGUGCAAUAUAAGUUAAAUUGUUUACAAUUUGUGCAAUACAAGCUACAUGUGAAUGACAUGUGGUGUAUGUCAUUGGUUGUAUUUUGUUUAGGGUAAAUGACAUUUAUUAUGAGAUAAGUGCAGACCAGAACAUUGUUUGGGGUAAAUGACUUUUGACCUUUGUUAUGAGAUAAGUGAAGAUUAACAUUGUUAUAAGAUAAGUGAAGACCACAACAUUGUUUAGGGUAAAUGACCUUUCAACUUGUUAUAAGAUAAGCGAAGAUUAACUUUGUUAUGAGAUAAGUGAAGACCAGUACAUUGAAUGUAGAUAGAAACAAACCCAAACUUUGAAGUUGUAGUCAUUCAUUUAUCAUUAGGCAAUUAUCACUAGUAUCAAAAUUGUCCAGUCAUUUUUUUUAUAUAUACCAGGUACUUUCCUUCUGUGGGGAGUUAUGAAGUAUUUUUAUACUUGGUAAUGUUUUUAACUUUAUCUUUUGUAGGUUAUUAUUUACAUUUAUAGUUUUGUGUCUUAAGACUUAUUUACAUUAAUUGUAGUUUUGUCUUUUCAAAAGCCUCAAUACAAGCGAUUGUUUUACAUAUUAAUAAGCAAUUGAUACAGAACAAGAUGAGACAUGGCUGUUGAUUUACCUCAUCAUACUUUCUCCUUUUCAUUUUUUGUUUCCACACAUUUUGCUAAUUAUACACUUACUGUUGGUACACACUCCAAAACACUAGUAUAAUUCAAAUUAAACUAGUUUGCCUAAAAUUUGACAAUAGUUUAAAUAUUUCAAUUUGCACAGAGCAAGCAGAAAUACUAGUUUAAAUGUUGCUUCCUUAAUAUUUUGGUUUUAUACAAACCUAAUGAUAUUCUGUACUUUGACAACAAUGUCUACAAAAUAUCUGUGAUUAUUAUGUCAGACAUGUACAUCAGCCAAAACUUUGUUAUAUCAACCAUGUGUUCAAAUUAUAUAUAUAUACAUGAUGAUGGAAACUGAAUAAAAUAUAUGUUGAUUGUUA